AGAACAUUUUAAAACCAACUGGGUACGGUCGUACGGUUGUCUCCCUGCUCGUUGCCUGUGACCUGUAUUCUCAGAGUUUACCGAGCUUGAGCUUCAUUAGUAUCUACCGCUGCGUAGAGUACAGACGUGUCUUACAGUGACUACUAAGCCUAAGAGUUGUAACUGCUGUGAUCUAUUUUUACCCAGUCAAAUAUUUAUUCUUUGAUAAGCUAUCAUUUGCGAUAUUUCAACUGACUGAAAAUGCCUUCCCAAGAAGAAGUGAAACUUAACGCCAUGCAACGAGUCUGGCAAUGUCGUCGUGGCGGAUCAUCCUCAACUGCUUUCUUUGAGGAAGCCAGUGAAACUGAAGAACUGAUCAACCUACCACUACAACAAAAUGCUUAUACUGAAUCUCAAAGGAACACCUGUGUGGCGCCUUCCCAAGAAGAAGUAAAACUUAACGCCAUGCAACGAGUCUGGCAAUGUCGCCGUGGCGGAUCUUCCUCAACUGCUUUCUUUGAGUCAGCCAAUGAAACUGAAGAGCUGAUCAACCUACCACUACAAAAUUCUUACAGUGAAUCUCAAAGGAACAUCUGUGCAGCGCCUAUAAAACACUUUACUUGUGAUGACAGUGAGACAGACCUUUUGGACUAUCAGGAGCUCGCUGUUAUACCCACCACUCCCAAAGUACCUCAGGUACCUGUAGCUAAAAAAGCUUUGAAAUUAGAUGCCUCGACAAUUGGUGAUCUACCAGCUCAAUACACCAUUUGUGCUCUGGAACCUCACCAGCUUCCUGUUAUCGGGGUGUAUAUUGACAAAAGAAUCGUUCCCGGCUUCAAAUAUUGUGUUAGACCACUUCCAGAAGUCGGCGGACGUUCCACCGCCAACAAAUGCCUCUUUGACGGAAAAGCCCUGACCCUGCAGUCCAUCGGCAGAGGGUACGCCAGAAGAUUCACUUUCGAAGCGGAACAAAACAAACUGAAUGAUAACGACAAUUAUUUCUGGAGCGAUAACAGGCCAGAGGGUUACGCUUUUGAAUUGGAACUCCUUUCCGAAGGGGACAAAUUCACGUUCUUUGGCUUGAACAGAGAGCCCCAGGGAACGGUGGAAGUACUCACGCUAGAGGCACCUCAAACUGAAAUAGCUAACUCAUUAACCAAAUUUGGUAUUGAGAAAAGAGCCACUGUUGAAUUUACAGGUAAAGUUGAGUAUUAUGAGACCGGUGUGGCAAAGCCGAUGCACCUUACCGGAACUGUGGUAUCUCUAAAAACCAAAGGAAAAGCCCGAGCGGAAAUUGUGAAAAUCAUUAAUGUUAGCAUCAAAAAUCAGAGAUGCUUCUUGUUACCUGGAAUGCAAAAGACUCAUAGAAGGGUUACCGUUAGAGGAAAGGAAAUAAAUGAUAUACCAACCAAGUAUACCAUGAGUGGACUGGAAUCCUACGAACUUCCUGUUGUAGGUACCUAUGUAGACCCCAGGAUUAUCCCAGGAUUCUGCUACAAAAUAAGACCAAAUGAUAGAAAGGAUCCUCUUUUCGGAGGACGCGCUUUGAAACUUCUCAGCAUUGGAAUGGGAUAUGCCAAGAGACUGACUUUCCAACCAGAUUCACUGGUUGAACCGGAUAACUACCUUUGGUCAGACAGUCAUCCCGAUGGACUAGGGUUGGAACCAAGAGCGGUUCAUAAAGGAAUGAAAUUCGUGAUCAAGGCUGACGAUAUGAUUCUUGGAGAGGCAGAUGUAUUCAGAGACGAUAAUCCUCAGUUCGAAGAACAUAUGGAGAAGAUACAAACACCUAAUGGAAUUGCAAUCCAGAAAUAUAUCCACAUAGACGUUAUAUGUCAUGUUCAUCUUGCUAGAAUAGGAGGCGCAUCAACUGAAAAUGAUGAAUGUCUUAUGAGGGUUUCCGGUAUGGCUGUCCUGAGGAAGGAACCGAGAGCAGCUGAGGGGAAAGUUAUCAAAAUAGAGAAUGUGGGUUUAGAUUCCCAAUUGCUGCUGCUCUUCAUGCAAACCCACACCGAACUAACAUUCAUUCCAAAAGAAUACUGAGAGUUUUGUUUACCUUUAGACUGUUUUAAAUUCAUUCAAGAAUAUAUUUAUAUCAUACUUUCGAAAAGACUUGAUAGAUAUAGGUUUUUUUAUGUUUUAGGCAAAGUUGGAAAUGUUGAUCUAUGUUAUUUAAUCUGUACUUUUAGUUCUAAGGAAGAAAUGGUUGAAAUUUCCUCAAUUUUUUUGCAAGAUGGUUCAACUGAAAAUAAACUCUUUUUUUAA
Molecule: messenger RNA, 2244 nt
Organism: Leptinotarsa decemlineata (Colorado potato beetle)
Lineage: Eukaryota; Metazoa; Arthropoda; Insecta; Coleoptera; Chrysomelidae
Source: RefSeq, a predicted model, not a curated record